ACCUGUCACCAGUUGUCACAGAUUUCCUUUCGUCAAGCAUUUCAUACGUUUCGUAUGCGGUUAGUUGUAUUUAAUUUGUAUUUUUACUUAAAAUCUAUGUUUUAGAUAUGAAAGUGCAUGGUGUUUGUGUUAUGAAAAACGGGCGUUAAGUGACUUUGGUGUUGUGUUCACGUUUAAAAUAUGGAGGCCCCCCCAAUGGACACAGUUUAUCAGGCCAUCAGUGCCUUGUACGACAACCCAGAUGCAAGUGAAAAGGAAAAGGCAUCUCUUUGGCUUGGAGAUGUUCAAAAAUCUAUUCACUCAUGGAAGAUAGCAGACGAUUUGCUGCAUCAGAAAAAAGAUAUCCAAUCGACUUAUUUUGCUGCCCAAACAAUGAGAUCCAAAGUACAGAACAACCUCUCAGAAUUGCCACCAGAGGCCAUCAUAUCGCUCAGGGACUCCUUAGUGUCUCACCUGGAGGGAAUGCCGCCCGACACUAGUUCAGCCAUCCUCACACAGCUUUGUCUGGCUCUAGCAGACUUGGCUCUACAAUUACCUUCAUGGGAAAACUGCAUAAGUGAACUAAUAAAAACAUUUUCUAACAAAAAUGACUAUGCCCUAUUAGAAAUACUGACUGUGCUUCCUCAAGAAAUCGAUUCAUCAAAACUGAAACUGGGAGAAAACAGACGGGAAGACAUAAAACAAGAGUUAAGGUCUAACAGUCAAAAUGUAAACUUAUUUUUAAAAGAAAGUAUUGUUAAUUCUCCAAAUACACAUGUAGGACUAAGAAUUAUUAAAUGUCUAACGUCUUGGAUACAAGUUGGAGCUAUUGAUAUGCAAGAAAUACCUCAGAAUGCAGUUAUUGGGUUUUGUUUACAAGUUUUAAGGGAUCACAAUUCAAUAAAUAUUUUGCACGAUGCCGCUUGUGACUGUGUUUGUUCAUUACUGCACUGGUUAGAGGAUAGUAGUCAUGAUGAAGUGGAGAAACUGAUGUUUGACAGUCUGUCAGCGCUUGAAGACAGUUACCACUUGGCCGUGGCUCAUGAGGAGGAGGAGAAGGCAUCCAACUAUGCUAAAGUGUUUACAGAAUUAGGUGAAACAUUCUUAACAAAAAUUAUUGAUGCUGUGUCUAAUGGGAAUACUCACUUUGCUAUGAGGUCACUUGAGUUGGCUCUUGUAUGUGUGGGACACCAUGAUUAUGAGGUGGCAGAAGUAACUUUCAACCUAUGGUACAAGCUCUCUGAUGAUGUUUAUCAAAGGGACUAUCAGCCAUUGACAGAUGCGUUCAAGCCUCACAUAGAAAGGCUAAUCGAAGGCCUCGCCAGGCAUUGCCAAUGUGAGCCAGACCAGAGUACACUACCAGAUGAAGGUGAUGAUUUCUUUGAAUUCCGCAUCAAGGUGAUGGGCCUGAUCAAGGAUGUGGUGUUCAUCGUGGGCUCCAGCGCGGUAUUCCGGCAGAUGUUCGCGGCGCUCCACGCAGACAUCUCCUGGGAGCAGACCGAGGCGGCGCUGUUCAUCAUGCAGUCGGUCGCCAAGAAUAUACUGCCCGAGGAGUACGAGUACGUGCCGAAGGUGGUGGAAGCUAUUCUAUCGAUGCCUGACGACACGCACCCGGGCGUUCGCAAGACUUGCAUCCUGCUGCUGGGCGAGCUGUGCGAGUGGAUCGAGCAGCACCCCGAGGCGCUGGAGCCCAGCCUGCGCGUGCUGGUGCGCGCCGUGCACGACGACAAGCUGGCCUACGCCGCGGCGCUGGCCUUGCAGAACAUCUGCAAGGCCUGCCGGGUGCAGGCGGCGUCGCACGCGAUGUCGCUGCUAGAAGCCACACGCGACUCGGAAAAGCUGAACCUGCCGCUGCCGGCCGCCGCGGCGCUCGCGCGAGCCCUCGCCUCCGCGCUCGGCGGCCUGCCGCCCGACCAGCUCAGCGUGGCCAUGCGGGAAGCGGUGAGCAUGCAGCUGGCGCCGCUGCAGGCGACGCUGAAGUCGGACGCGGCGCUGCAGAAGGGCACGAGCUCGGACCCGGUCAGCAGCCUGGACAAGAUCGCGGCGCUGUUCCGCGACAUCAAGGCGCCGGCGCCGCGACACGACGACGUCGCGCUCGCCUGCCUGCCCGCGCUCGCCGACGCCUGGCCCGUCAUACGCGACGUCAUGCAGAAAUACAACACCGACGGCCGCAUAAUGGAGCGGUCAACGCGCGCGUUACGCUUCGCCGUCCGCUGCGUGGGACGGAACGCUGCGGCCUUACUUCCACCGCUCGCAGUACACAUGGCGUCACUAUACAUGACUGCGGCACACAGCUGCCUGUUGUACCUGGCUUCAGUGUUACUUGAUGAGCUGGCCGCGGCGCCGGGGUGCGCGCCCGCGCUCGUGCAACUUCUGCAAGACCUCAUGCCGCGCGCCUUCAACCUGCUACAGGUGCCCAACGGAAUGCAAGACAACCCGGACACUAUUGAUGAUCUGUUCCGGCUUUGUAUCAGGUUCUUGCAGCGUAUCCCACUGGAGUUCUUAUCAUGCGGCGCGGCGGGCGCGGUGGUGCAGUGCGCCAACCUGGCCUGCAAGCUGGACCACCGCGAGGCCAACUCCUCCGUCAUGAAGUUCCUCUACGACUUCGUGUCUGCCGCCAAUAGGGGCAAGGACCAGGUCAAAGUGCUGGCCAACGAGCUCCUAGACCUGUAUGGGGCAGAGAUGACGUACGCGCUGCUGGAAGCGGCCGUGCUGCACCUGCACGCCUACAUGCUGGCCGAGGUGGCCGAGGUGCUGCUGGAGCUGACGAGCGCGCGCGGCGGCGCCUGGCUGCAGGCCGCGCUCGCCCGCCUGCCCGCGCGCCCGGCCGCCGCCACGCCGCAGCAGUGCUGGCAGUUCCACCAGUACGCCGUCAGGGCAGAGAAGUGCAAAGAGAUGACCCGGCUGCUUCGCGACUUCGCGCGGCUGUACCGAUAGCCGCCAGGCGCCCGACUGAACCUCAGCCGCUACUGAACAAUAAGACAAACUAAUUAUAUCCGAACUAGACUCUUACUCUUAGACUUCUUACUUCUUCCAUAUUAUCCUACCUAAGUGUAGCCGAGUGAAACAAAAAAUCUCAUAUCAAAUGCGAAAUGUUUCGCAUAAUUAAAAGUUGAUUCAUUUCUUCCCAUCUCAAAAUUCAAUUAAAAGAGUUAUUUUAA
Ostrinia furnacalis (Asian corn borer) is the source of this 3140-nucleotide messenger RNA. RefSeq names its product transportin 3 (gene Tnpo-SR). The transcript is spliced from 11 exons. The record is from RefSeq and is a predicted model, not a curated record. Gene Ontology annotation, cellular component: cytoplasm. Gene Ontology annotation, biological process: protein import into nucleus. NCBI's taxonomy places the organism in Eukaryota, Metazoa, Arthropoda, Insecta, Lepidoptera, Crambidae. The coding region runs from base 181 to 2916 and encodes 911 amino acids.